Messenger RNA from Zalophus californianus (California sea lion), 7063 nucleotides. RefSeq names its product BRCA1 DNA repair associated (gene BRCA1). Gene Ontology annotation, biological process: negative regulation of fatty acid biosynthetic process; chordate embryonic development; double-strand break repair via homologous recombination. The transcript has 23 exons. Gene Ontology annotation, cellular component: plasma membrane; BRCA1-BARD1 complex; nucleus. Gene Ontology annotation, molecular function: DNA binding; zinc ion binding; ubiquitin-protein transferase activity. Lineage: Eukaryota; Metazoa; Chordata; Mammalia; Carnivora; Otariidae. The record is from RefSeq and is a predicted model, not a curated record. Bases 361 to 6018 code for a protein of 1885 amino acids.
AAUUACGUAACGCGGGGAAAAUGGAUGACCAAUCGGGAGCCGGGAGAGACUCUCGGCUCUUUCUGCUCAGCUCUUCCGUAACGUGUUUCGAUCUCGUAUUCUGAGAGGUUCUCGCUCAGUGGCUGCGGCCUGUUUCCCUGGCAACAGGAAAGCGCGGGAAUUACAGAUAAAUUGAAAGUGCGACUGCGCGACGUGAGCUCGUUAAGGCUUUCUGGAUUGAGGGCAGUCCGGCGAAUUUUUCAGGGAAGUGGGCCCCUGGACCCGGGAAGCCCGGACGCUUUGCUCUGGGUGAAGGUGAGAGAGCCCGCGGGAAGGGAGAAGGUCCAAGGGGGUGCUCCGAGGGACAGGAAACAGGAAGAAAUGGAUUUACCUGCAGAUCGUGUUGAAGAAGUGCAAAAUGUCCUUAAUGCUAUGCAGAAAAUCUUAGAGUGUCCAAUCUGUCUGGAGUUGAUCAAAGAGCCUGUUUCCACAAAGUGUGACCACAUAUUUUGCAAAUUUUGUAUGCUGAAACUUCUCAACCAGAGGAAAGGACCUUCACAGUGUCCUUUGUGUAAGAAUGAUAUAACCAAAAGAAGCCUACAAGAAAGUGCAAGAUUUAGUCAACUGGUUGAAGAGCUGUUGAAAAUCAUUCAUGCUUUUGAGCUUGACACAGGAUUGCAGUUUGCAAACAGCUAUAACUUUUCAAAAAAGGAAAAUAACUCUCCUGAGCAUCUAAAGGAGGAAGUUUCUAUUAUCCAAAGUAUGGGCUAUCGAAACCGUGCCAAAAGAUUUCGUCAGAGUGAACCUGAAAACCCUGCCUUGCAGGAAACCAAUCUUAGUGUUCAACUCUCUGACCUUGGAAUUGUGAGAUCUCUGAGGACAAAGCAGCAGAUACAGCCUCAGAAUAAGUCUGUCUACAUUGAAUUGGGAUCUGAUUCUUCUGAAGAUACAGUUAAUAAGGCAAGUUAUUGCAGUGUGGAAGGCUACGAGUUGUUACAAAUCACCCCUCAAGGAGCCAGGGCUGAAGCCAGUUUGAAUUCUGCAAAAAAGGCUGCUUGUGAAAUUUCUGAGGACAUAACAAAUAUUGAACAUCAUCAAUCCGGUAAUAAAGAUUUGACCACCACUGAGAAGCAUGCAACUGAGAAGCAUCCAGAAAAGUAUCAGGGUAUUUCUGUUUCAAACUUGCAUGUGGAGCCAUGUGGCACAAAUACUCAUGCCAGCUCAUUACGGCAUGAGAACAGCAGUUUAUUACUCACUAAAGACAGAAUGAAUGUAGAGAAGGCUGAAUUCUGUAAUAAAAACAAACAGCCUGGCUUAGCAAGGAGCCAACAAAGCAGAUGGGCUGAAAGUAAGGAAACACGUAAUGAUAGGCAGACUCCCAGCACAGAGAAAAAGGUACUUCUGAAUGCUGAUCCCCUGUGUGGGAGAAAAGAACUGAAGAAACAGAAACCUCCAUGCUCUGACAGUCCUAGAGAUUCCCAAGAUGUUCCUUGGAUAACACUGAAUAGUAGCAUACAGAAAGUUAAUGAGUGGUUUUCCAGAAGUGAUGAAAUGUUAACUUCCGAUGACUCACAUGACGGGGAAUCUGAAUCGAAUACUGAAGUAGCUGGUGCAAUAGAAGUUCCAAAUGAAGUGGACGGAUAUUCUGUUUCUUCUGAGAAAAUAGACUUAAUGGCCAGUGAUCCUCAGGAUGCUUUGAUAUGUGAAAGUGAAAGAAUCCACACCAAGUCAGUAGAGAGUAAUAUCGAAGAUAAAAUAUUUGGGAAAACCUAUCGGAGGAAGGCAAGCCUCCCUAACGUGAGCCACACGAAUGAAGAUCUUAUUAUAGGAGCAUGUCCUAUAGAACCUCAGACAGCGCGAGCCCAUCCCCUCACGAAUAAAGCAAAGCGUAAAAGGAGAACUACAUCAGGCCUUCAUCCUGAGGAUUUUAUCAAGAAAGUAGAUUUGGCCAUUGUUCCAAAGACUCCUGAAGAGCUAGUUGAGGGAACCGACCAAAUCGAGCGAAAUGGUCAUGUGAUGAAUAUUACAAAUAAUGGUCCUGAGAAUGAAACAAAAGGUGAUUAUGUUCAGAAUGAGAAAAAUGCUAACCUAACAGAAUCAUUGGAAAAAGAAUCUGCUUUUAGAAGCAAAGCUGAACCGAUAAGCAGCAGUAUAAUCACUAUGGAACUGGAAUUAAAUAGCUCCAGUUCGAAAGCCCCUAAGAAGAACAGGCUGAGGAGGAAGUCCUCCACCAGGCACGCUUGUGCGCUUGAAUUCGUAGUUAGUGGAAAUCCAAGCCCACUUGAUCAUAGCGAACUACAGAUCGAUAGUUGUUCUAGCAGUGAAGAGAUGAAACAACAUCUGGACCAAAUGGCAGUCAGACACAGCAAAACACUUCAGCUCAUGGAAGAUAAAGAACCAGCAACUGGAGCCAAGAAGGGUAGUAAGCCAGGUGAACAGAUAAAUAAGAGACUUGCCAGUCAUGCUUUUCCAGAGCUAAAUUUAACAAACGUACCUGGGUUUUUCCCUAACUGUUCAAGUUCUAAUAAACCUCAAGAGUUUGUCAACCCUAGUCUUCGAAGAGAAGAAAUAGAAGAGAGCCAAGGAACAAUUCAAGUGUCUGAUAGUACCAGAGAUCUCAAAGAGCUGCUAUUGAGUGGAGGAAGAGGUUUACAAACUGAAACAUCUGUAGAGAGUACCAAUAUUUCAUUGGUACCUGAUACUGAUUACGGCACUCAGGACAGUAUCUCGUUACUGGAAGCUGACACCCUAAGGAAGGCAAAAACAGCACCAAAUCAACGUGCGAGUCUGUGCGCAGCAAUUGAAAACCCCAAGGAACCUAUCCACGGUUGUUCUAAAGAUGCUAGAAAUGACACAGAGGGUUUUGCAAAUCCAUUGACAUGCGAAGAUAACCACACUCAGGAGACAAGCAUAGAAAUGGAAGAGAAUGAACUUGAUACACAGUAUUUACACAAUAUGUUCAGGGUUUCAAAGCGUCAGUCAUUUGCUUUGUUUUCAAAUCCAGGAGAUACAGAAAAGGACUGUGCAACGGUCUGUGCCCACUCUGGGGCCUUAAGGAAACAAAGUCCAAAAGUCACUCUUGAGUGUGGACAAAAAGAAGAAAAUCAGGGAAAGAAAGAGUCUGAAAUCAAGUAUGUGCAGGCAGUUCAUGCAACUGCAGGCUUUUCUGCAGCUAGUCAGAAAGCUAAGAAACCAGACGAUUAUGCCAAAUGUAGCAUAAAAGGAGGCGCUAGGCUUCAUCAGUCAUGUCAGUUCAGAGGCAAGGAAAUUGAACUUAUUGCAAAUAACCAUGGAAUUUCCCAAAACCCUUAUCAUAUACCACCACUUUCUCCCAUCAGAUCAUCUGUUAAAACUCUAUGUAAGAAAAACCCGUCAGAGGAAAGGUUUGAGCAACUUUCAAUGUCACCUGAAAGAGCAGUGGGAAAUGAGAGCGUCAUUCAAAGUACAGUGAGCACAAUUAGCCAAAAUAACAUCAGAGAAAGCACUUUUAAAGAAGUCAGCUCAAGCAGUGUUAAUGAAGUAGGUUCCAGUACUAAUGAAGUAGGCUCUAGUAUUAAUGAAGUAGGUUCCAGUGGUGAAAACAUUCAGGCAGAGCUAGGUGGAAACCGAGGACCUAAAUUAAAUGCUAUGCUCAGAGUAGGUCUUAUGCAACCUGAAGUCUAUAAGCAAAGCCUUCCUGUAAGUAACUGUAAACAUCCAGAAAUGAAAAGGCAAGGAGAAAAUGAAGGCGUAGUUCUGUCUGUUAAUGCAGAUUUCUCUCCAUGUCUAAUUUCAGAUAACCCCGAACAACCUAUGGGAAGUAGUCGUGCUUCUCAGGUUUGUUCGGAGACACCCGAUGAUCUAUUAAAUAGUGACAAAAUAAAGGGAAAAAUCAGCUUUCCUGAAAGUGACAUUAAGGAAAGAUCUGCUGUCUUUAGCAAAAGUGUCCAGAAAGGAGAAUUCAGAAGGAGCCCUAGCCCUUUAGAUGAUACACAUUUGGCCCAGGGCCACCAAAGAGGGGCCAGGAAAUUAGAGUCCUCAGAAGAGAACACAUCUAGUGAGGAGGAAGAGCUUCCCUGCUUUCAACACUUACUAUUUGGUAAAGUAACCAACACACCUUCUCAGUCUACCAGUCACAGUGUUGUUGCCACAGAGGGUCUGUCUAAGAAAACAGAGGAGAACCUAGACUCACUGAAGAGUAGUUUAAGGGACCUCAGUAACCAAGUCCCAUCAGCAAAGGCAUCCCAGGAACAUCACCUUAGUGAGGAAGCGAGGUGUUCUGGUAGCUUAUUUUCUUCACAGUGCAGUGCAUUGGAAGACUUGACUGUUAAUACAAAUACCCAGGAUCCUUUCUUGAUGUUUGAUCCUCCUUCCAAACAAGUGAGGCAUCAGUCUGAAAACCUGGACGUUCCGAGUGACAAGGAAUUGGUUUCAGAUGAUGAUGAAAGGGAACUUGGCCUGGAAGAAGAUAAUCACGAAGAAGAGCAGAGUGUGGAUUCAGACUUAGGUGAAGUGGCAUCCGGGUACGAGAGUGAAACAAGCCUCUCUGAAGACUAUUCAGGGUUGUCCUCUCAGAGUGAUAUUUUAACCACUCAGCAGAGGGAUACCAUGCAAGAUAACCUGAUAAAGCUCCAGCAGGAAAUGGCCGAACUGGAAGCUGUGUUAGAGCAGCAUGGGAGCCAGCCUUCUCACAGUUCCCCUUCCCUCAUAGCAGACUCUUGUGCCCCGGAGGAGCUGCUCAAUCUGGAACAAAACACAUCAGAAAGAGCAGUAUUAACUUCAGAGAAAAGUAGUGACUAUCCUAUAAGCCAGAAUCCCGAAAGCCUUUCUGCUGACAAAUUUCAAGUAUCUCUGGAUAGUUCCACCAAUAAAAAUAAAGAACCAGGAACGAGAAGGUCUUCCGCUUCUCAGUCCCAGUUGUUAGAUACUAAGUGGUAUGUGCACAGCAACCCAAGGAUUCUUCAGAACACAAACUGCCCUUCUCAAGAGGAGCUCAUUAAGGUUGUCAGUGUGGAGGAGCAACAACUGACCAAGUCAGAGGCGCAAAAUUUCAUGGAGCAGUCUGAUUUGCCAAGACCAGAUCUGGAGGGAACCCCUUACCUCGAGUCUGGAAUCAGCCUCUUCUCUGAUGACCCUGAGUCCAAUCCCUCUACAGACAGAGCCCCAGAGCCAGCUCAUAUUAGCAGCAUGCCAACUUCAACCUCUGCAUUGAAGUUACCCCACUUUCAAGCUGAAGAAUCAGCCAAGAGUACAGCUACUUUCCAUAUUGCUAGUACUGCUGGGUAUAAUACGAGGGAAGACAGUGUGGGCACGGUGAAGCCAGAAGUUAUAUCUUCAAUAAAAAGAGUCAACAGAAGAAUAUCUAUGGUGGCAUCAGGCUUAACACCAAAAGAAUUUAUGCUUGUGCACAAGUUUGCCAGAAAACACCACAUCACUUUAACUAAUCAAAUUUCUGAAGAGACUACUCAUAUCAUCAUGAAAACAGAUGCUGAAUUUGUGUGUGAACGGACACUGAAAUAUUUUCUGGGUAUUGCAGGAGGAAAAUGGGUAGUUAGCUAUUUCUGGGUGACCCAGUCUAUUAAAGAAAGAAAGAUGCUAGAUGAGCAUGAUUUUGAAGUCAGAGGAGAUGUUGUGAAUGGAAGAAACCACCAGGGUCCGAAGCGAGCAAGAGAAUCCCGAGACAGAAAGAUCUUCAGGGGCCUAGAAGUCUGUUGCUAUGGGCCCUUUACCAACAUGCCCACAGAUCAACUGGAGUGGAUGGUGCACCUCUGUGGGGCUUCUGUGGUGAAGGAACCUUCGUUAUUCACUCUCAGCAAGGGUACUCACCCAGUGGUGGUUGUGCAGCCGGACGCCUGGGCAGAGGACAGUGGCUUCCAUGCGAUUGGGCAGAUGUGUGAGGCACCUGUGGUGACCCGAGAGUGGGUAUUGGACAGUGUAGCCCUCUACCAGUGCCAGGAGCUGGACACCUACCUGAUCCCACAGAUUCCCGGAGCUGCUGCUCACUCCAGCCAGCCAUGCAUGCAGCGUCUGGAGCCUGUCUCCACAGGACCCCGAGAAUGAUCGUAAGAAGCAGCCUUUUUCCAGGCCCCAGGAGCUCUUCUUCAGUCCUUCCAUAGUCCUGGUUACUGAAUAUUUUAUGUACAUUAGCCUGAGAAGAAAUUCUGGCUGUGCAAGAGUCCCUUAAAGAUUUUUCUGCUUUAAGUCACCCUUUGAAAUCUCCCAUGAGCACAAAAUUGUCAUAAUUUUUCACCUGAAAAGAAUUUAAAACCAUUUAAACCCCACCAGUUGAGCAAGAUGCUGAUUCAUUAUUUACUAGCCCUAGUCCUCAUACUGGGGAUGUUGGCUUAGAGCUGGAGGCACAGAAUGCUGGCCUCUGGAGAAUAGUUGGUCUCCCUAAGUUUGCUCCUCUAAAACCCUGUGUUCGUAAAGGCCAAGAGUCAGACCCUUCAGUGGAAGGCAAGUACUUGGGGAAUCUGUGACGUGACUUAAAAUCAGAAUAGUCCUCGGGCGGCUCUCAAAUGUUGGAGUGGAGCGGGGGGUGGCAGAGGGAUUCAGAGGCAGGUAAUAGAUAUAAAUAUGAACCCUGAGGGUUAGAGGAGAGGGGAGUCACACUGGCCCUGAUCUCCAGAAGUCUGUGCUAUAGUCACUGGAUUUCAAAGGAAUUUCUUAGCACUGAUGUGCUCUGAAAUAGAAUCUCUUCAAGAACUGUUGUCCGAAGAGAGUCUUCUAAUUCCCCGUUAGAAAUAAAUACAGUGUUUAUUGUUAUAGCUCUGAUAUGUCACCCAUUCCUCUUGAAACAUAAGAUCUCUGAUAUGGAUAUUUCCUGUCUGUAAAAUGAUGGAUCCCACCAGGAAAGGAGCUGUUGCUUUCCUUGAGGUAAUUUUUUUCUCUGUGCCUCCUCUUGCUGAACUGUAUAGCUUCAUAAAUAAUUUUGUUUGCCGAAGGAAGAGAAAGUGUUUUUCAUCAACUCAUUAUCCAGGACUGUUUAUAGCUGUUGGAAGGACUAGGUCUUCCUUAGUCCCCCAGUGUGUGAGGGCAGUACAGACCUGAUUGUACAAAAUGUUUUGUAAAUGUUGUGCUAUUCACCUGCCAAUAAACUUGGUAG